This is a messenger RNA of Mixia osmundae IAM 14324, 1405 nucleotides long. RefSeq lists its product as uncharacterized. The transcript has 3 exons. Lineage: Eukaryota; Fungi; Basidiomycota; Mixiomycetes; Mixiales; Mixiaceae. The record is from RefSeq and is a predicted model, not a curated record. Bases 278 to 1093 code for a protein of 271 amino acids.
ACAACGUCCCCACGAGCGACUAUAUCGUCUCCUUUGUCAAAAUCAUCGCCAACGGCCGCGCAGACUGUCCUCGUCAGCUUCCUCAACCCGCAAAAGCACUCCUCUGACCGCACGCAUCGCAGAGGGUCAGACCAAUUUUGAGGACGGCACGAUCGAGUUGCUCAUCAUUAACCAAAGAGGCAACAUCGUCUUUGAUACCAAUGACAGAUACCUCAUCAGUGAUGUCAACUUGCUGUACACGACAGAUGAAAACGGCUUCAUCUUUGGUCACUUCAACAUGACCCUCACCGGCGUUUCUGCUAUGCAAUCCUCUUCGACGCCUUCGACAGCCGGGACUUCCCCCUGGGCCGAUCCUCAGACUCGCUAUUGCUGUCGGCCCUUUAUGGCUUUCAGAGUCGUCAUCGGCUUGACUCAGCCUGCAUUCAUACCCGAAGUCAAGCCGUUCAAAACAUGGGUUGCCUGCAACCCAAACAGAGCGUCGCGAGGCGAUGGUCGUUGUCGCAAAACGUUCUCUCCUAGUGUCACCGAAUGUAAUCCGACUACUGCCACUGCCAACAUUCGUGCGGCAUCGGUGCCAGUGCCUGCACACCCACAAGUCUCACGCUACGAGAUUGCCGCUCAGGCCAGCGGUCUCUGUCCUCAAGGAUACGCAUCUACCGAGCUCGCCAGCGUGGAGAUUUUCGUCGUGGACCAGCAUAGCCGUGCCAGGUUCAUCGCUGUCAACCGCAUUUCCAUAGUGAAUAUCGAAUCUCGCAGGCAGCUGAUACAUUCGGGCCAGCGAUUGAUCGAGAUUCAACUGACCGCAAGGAGUCACGGCGAACAGCAGGAAUGGCAGAACAACGAAGACCGCGUGUGCUGCAAGCCCAUCUUCAGAGCCUUUUUCUGGCUCGGCGUCGAUGAUCUCAGUUUUAUGUACCUGCCCGACGCAACGCUGCGCACUCAAGAGCUCGUUGCUGCAUGCCCGCCCAGCGUCUUCUCGUAUGCUGACCCCCACUGUCAGAUCACGCCUUUCAAUUGGCCCGGCGAGUGGCCGUGCACGAUUCAGAGCAAGGCGGUCUACAAUAUACCUUACGGUGCACAAACCCAAAAGUAGCUGUCGAAGGACAAUGCAUUACUUUCGAGACGUGGAAGGUAUGAUGCUGUACGGCCUGAGCCAUGCACGACUCUUUGAAGCCGCGCAUAUCGACACGGUCGGCUCAUACACAAUGGAAGCCGGGCAAGUUGAUGCGGGAGCUGCCAUCGGAUCUGCGUUUGCUGUCAGAGCCACAGCGAGCUCCAAGAGGAUACAUACUGGGCGGACAGACAACCAAGAAGUCGCCGUAGAAGGCCGGAUCCGCCUGAAAGAGCUCCUCAUGGAUGCCCAAUGCAAUACGGGUCUGGAUCGCCGUCAGCGCCUACCUGGAGU